AUGAAUGGUGAAAGGUUCCCAGUUGAACCGAAGGUGGCGGAAAAGUCAGUGUUGAUCAAAAAUAUGAUUCGUGAUUUGAAUCCCGAUGGAUUACAAGAAGAUUUUGAGAUCCCAACACCUAAUGUUCGUGCCAAUGUUAUGAACAAAGUAUUGGAAUGGUGUACCCAUCAUAAGGAUACUGCCUUCUCUGAAGAUGACGAUGAUGAUGCUAGAAGAGCAUCACCAGUUGAUGAAUGGGAUAAGAAUUUUUUAAAGGUUGAUCAAGAAAUGCUUUAUGAGAUUAUUACUGCUGCAAAUUAUUUAAACAUACGGCCUUUAUUAGAUUCUGGCUGUAAAGUGGUGGCAGAAAUGAUUCGGAAUAAAUCUCCAGUUGAAUUAAGAAGAGUGUUCAACAUUGUUAAUGACUUCACUCCUGAAGAGGAACUUGCGUUGAAGAAAGAAAACGAAUGGGCCGAAGACCGUUAA
Lizanozyma spartinae is the source of this 465-nucleotide messenger RNA. It is a transcript of the gene SKP1, whose product is annotated as SCF ubiquitin ligase subunit. The record is from RefSeq and is a predicted model, not a curated record. Gene Ontology annotation, molecular function: cullin family protein binding. The transcript has 2 exons. Gene Ontology annotation, cellular component: cytoplasm; nucleus. Gene Ontology annotation, biological process: mitotic cell cycle; SCF-dependent proteasomal ubiquitin-dependent protein catabolic process. Bases 1 to 465 code for a protein of 154 amino acids. Lineage: Eukaryota; Fungi; Ascomycota; Pichiomycetes; Serinales; Debaryomycetaceae.